AUGUCAACAGGGACCACGAGAACCUGGAGCCGCGACAGUCUAGCUGAGACGAUCACAACAUCCCCUCCACGCCCAACAGUACUCCCAACCCCAACUCAAACGCAACACAUCCAGCUUGCCGCCACACCUGUCUCCCAGUGUCCGGACUCUAACGCCGAGGACGGGGUUAUUGCAAGCGCCACCACCUGUGCUGAAAGGCUUCUUUCAGGGUCUCGAGUAAUCAGCAAUAGUACACGGAUUGCUGCCGCUGUCCUGAAAGAGCAGGCAGAUUGGGGACAUCGCGAGCUUGCAAAUGGAUCCCUAGAUAACGCACAGAGGGCCAUCCGAUUUAUCCAAUGUGCACACACGAGGCUGGAGUCCUACCUAGCACUCAAGGAGACGAACGCCCGGCUAGCAGCAUCCCAUGCAACAGCAGUUGAGGAACGCAAUCAGUUGCAGCGACAGCUAUAUCAGCUAAACCACGUCGCUGCAAUCGAUGCAUACGCCGACUAUGUCGGCCGGCUUCUCCGUGCAGUCCGGAACAGGGUGCAGACGGCUGUCCGCAACAAGCAAAUAUCGCCAAAGAUUGCAAAGGCCGGGUUCCCACAUGCCGACUUCCUGGAUAGGGAUUGGGCAGGUAUCGCGGUUCGCCUGCGAAAAGAAGCCGUGGCAAUUGCGAAGUGGGCUGUUGACACAAGUGUUGACAAGGGCGCCAGGCCCAAACCUGACAUGUUAACGUAUUUAAGCGAUCUCAGCUGGCAGUAUGGCCAGGAUUUCAACGAACGCCUGCGGGUAGAGACACUUGCCUGGAUGGUGAAAACCUACGGCGACCGCUGCGAGGAAGCCUCUAAAUUUAAGCCGCUCGUGAAGAUGAAAGAUUGGGUUGGGCUACACAAUCUAAUUGAGAGCGCGCGAGGUGCUGUUCUUACAGCCUUCAGCCGACCAGCUGACCGAAUGGUCAUGGAAGCGCUAUCUUGUGCAACCAGCUUCUGUCAGCAAUGGUAUUUCUGCCGACCGACACGCCGCAAUAACAAUCAGCGGCACCUUCCCACUAGACACGCCACGGAUGAGGCCGAUCGCUUGUCAAGUCGCGGGGGGUGGAGCAGCAGCACGCUCGACGGCGACAAGAACGACGACCAAGACGAGGACGAGAACGACGGAGAAGAAGGGCGACGACAGACGAUGACGGACGACGUCGCAGAAGGAGGAUAA
This is a messenger RNA of Colletotrichum gloeosporioides, 1191 nucleotides long. RefSeq lists its product as uncharacterized. Lineage: Eukaryota; Fungi; Ascomycota; Sordariomycetes; Glomerellales; Glomerellaceae. The transcript has a single exon. Bases 1 to 1191 code for a protein of 396 amino acids. The record is from RefSeq and is a predicted model, not a curated record.